UAGAGGUGGAAGUGCUGUGGCACCUUAUCUUUUUAGAACCUCUUCUCAAAAAGUUUCUGCAAAAAAUCCUUUAAAAAAAAAAAAAGAAAAAAAAAAGAAGAGGUUUCUGCAAUAAAAGUUCUGUGCAAGUAAUCGAGGUCUCAAGUCUCCAAGGGGCGCAUAUAUAUAUAUGUAUGUAUGUAUAUAGCUGUCUUGGCUUUCAGGUCCAUAGCCAAUGUUGAUUCAUCAGUUGGGAAACUGGGUCACUCUGUGUUCACUGCAACAACAACAGCCUUUCUUUAUUAAUGUUAUUAUGAGGCACUCCACAACAACGACAGGUGCUCUAAUUCCCAGCAGGUCAUUACCCAUUUGUUGCUUUUCCACCUCUCGAUUAGGUAUAAGUUCGAGUAAAGUAAGAGUAAGAAGAGGCCUUUGUCGUGCCAGAAGAAGAGUGAGAUACGAAGAAGAAGAGGAAGAAGAGGAGGAAGAUGGGCAUAAUGAGGAGAUUUUGAUGUUGGAAGCGUAUAGCCAGAGUUCCAGAGAAGAAGCUCUUCUUGUGAAAGCUGAAGUGGAUGCUCAGGAAGUAGAACUGCUUAUCUUCAAGGGAUUCUCUUCAAGCUUGAGCUAUGGAACUUCACCAGAUCCGUCAAAGAGCAUUCUUCCAGCUAGAGCUGUGAUCAAGACCGUAGACAUAGUUAAAGGACCUUUUGACCCUUCUAAUAUAGAAUACCUUCAAAAAGGCCUAUCAUGGGAAAAAUUUAAGACUAGUUUCUUAUCAAAUUCCUAA
Molecule: messenger RNA, 766 nt
Organism: Morus notabilis
Lineage: Eukaryota; Viridiplantae; Streptophyta; Magnoliopsida; Rosales; Moraceae
Exons: 2
Coding region: 215-766 (183 amino acids)
Cellular component (GO): chloroplast
Source: RefSeq, a predicted model, not a curated record